ACCCCAACAUACUUCCUGGUUCAACAGCGUGUGCACACGUUGAAAUGUCAUCGUGAACACUAAACAAUCCGCAAAUUUAGCUACAUCUGUUAUAUGAUUCGGGUCGUUAUUUCAAGCAGUUCUUCUGACUUUUUCCGUCAAUCGGAGGACGCACAGAGAUGAUGAAGGUUUUCAUAACAAGACGCAUCCCACAGGAGGGAAUGAAGAUUCUGUCACAGGCUGGAGUAUGUAAAGUGUCACUGUGGGACUCUGAUGAGCCUGUUCCGAGGGUGGAGCUUCUGAAGGGCGUGGAGGGGGCCCAUGGGCUGCUGUGCCUCCUGUCGGACAAGAUCGACACAGAGGUCCUGGACGCAGCAGGUCCAAACUUGAAGGUGAUAAGUACCUUGUCUGUCGGAUUUGACCACAUGGCCAUGGAUGAAAUCAAGAAACGAGGGGUGCGUGUGGGCUACACUCCAGACGUCCUGACUGAUGCCACAGCGGAGCUGACCGUCGCCCUGCUCCUGGCUACAGCUCGGCGGCUACCAGAGGGCGUGGUGGAGGUUAAGAAUGGAGGCUGGAGCACCUGGAAACCUCUGUGGUUGUGUGGUUAUGGUCUGUCAGGCAGCACUGUCGGUGUCAUUGGACUGGGACGCAUAGGUAUGGCCAUAGCCAGGAGGCUGAAACCGUUUGGAGUGAAGAGGCUCCUGUACUCUGGAAGAACUGCCAAAUCCUAUGCUGCUGAGGUGGAGGGAGAAUACGUGCCCUUGGACACGCUGGUGUCUGAGAGCGAUUUUGUCGUGGUGUCCUGCGCCCUCACACCAGAGACCCAAGGCCUGUGUAACAAGGACUUCUUCAGCAAGAUGAAGAACACCGCUGUCUUCAUCAACACCAGCAGGGGUGCAGUGGUGAAUCAGGAGGAUCUGUACCAGGCUCUGUCCAGUGGUCAGAUAGCUUGUGCUGGGCUGGACGUCACAACCCCAGAACCACUCCCCACCGACCACCCCCUCCUCACCCUCAAAAACUGUGUGGUCUUGCCCCACAUUGGCAGUGCUACCUACUCCACACGUGGCAUCAUGGCAGAGCUGUCCGCAAACAAUCUGCUGGCAGGCCUACAGGGCACAGACAUGCCCAGCGAACUCAAAUUCUAGUGCUGCUCUACAACUUCUCAAUUCUGCCUCGGUCCUCCUGUUAGAAUGAUUUUCUUAUCAACCAAUCAUUAGUCAUUACCAGGGAAGGUAAAAGCCGUAAGUGACCAGGGAGGAAUCUGUGUUAAGAUUAUUGCUGUUCUAUUAAAGGAAAGAUUCACCCAUUUUGAAUGUUAUAUAAUUUUUGUGCAUCUCUGAGCGAUGUUCUAUCGAUUCCUGAGGAUUUUCAUGUGUUUUCAUGUGUAUCUGAGCUAUUCGCUGUUCAAACAUGCAGAAAUACAGCCGGUAUGACGUCUUUAGUGUCAUAGAAAUACAGCCGGUAUGACGUCUUUAGUGUCAUAGAAAUACAGCCGGUAUGACGUCUUUGGUGUCAUAGAAAUACAGCCGGUAUGACGUCUUUGGUGUCAUAGAAAUACAGCCGGUAUGACGUCUUUGGUGUCAUAGAAAUACAGCCGGUAUGACGUCUUUGGUGUCAUAGAAAUACAGCCGGUAUGACGUCUUUAGUGUCAUAGAAAUACAGCCGGUAUGACGUCUUUAGUGUCAUAGAAAUACAGCCGGUAUGACGUCUUUAGUGUCAUAGAAAUACAGCCGGUAUGACGUCUUUAGUGUCAUAGAAAUACAGCCGGUAUGACGUCUUUAGUGUCAUAGAAAUACAGCCGGUAUGACGUCUUUAGUGUCAUAGAAAUACAGCCGGUAUGACGUCUUUAGUGUCAUAGAAAUACAGCCGGUAUGACGUCUUUAGUGUCAUAGAAAUACAGCCGGUAUGACGUCUUUAGUGUCAUAGAAAUACAGCCGGUAUGACGUCUUUAGUGUCAUAGAAAUACAGCCGGUAUGACGUCUUUGGUGUCAUAGAAAUACAGCCGGUAUGACGUCUUUAGUGUCAUAGAAAUAAAAAUAAAAUUUGUCCUUUCAGCUGUAUUUAUGCCUGCUUGAAUGGCAUAUAGAUGCACAAAAACUGGGUGAAUGUUUCCUUUAACAUGCUCUCCCAACAUGAAGGUAAACUUCUGCCUCUUGCUCUUACUGUUUUACAAGAAAUAACUAACUUCUAAAAUGUUACUUGAAAGAGGAAGUGUAUAGUAUUAGCGUUUUGAGAACAUGCCUCAGUACACUGAACAGUACUCCUAAGGGUCAGCCAUGACUUCCUUUUAAGGAUGUAGAAAAGCACUACAAUGUCUCUGCACACAAUUCAUUACUGGCCUUCUUGUUCUUAUGAAACACUUGAUCAAAUUGUGUAAAACAGUAGUUGUAAUGUUUUCUAUUGUUCUCAUGACAGUUUUGUGUUAACAUAUUGAGAUAUGGAUCGCCAUUGUCUAUUUGUGCAUAAUUCUAAGAAACACUAUCUCUAAUUAAUCUAUGGUAAAACACCUCGCCUAUAAUCAUUGUUUGUUUCAAACCAGCUGAUCACUCCCUCCCUCUAUCAUGGUCUGUCAUUCUGGCUUGGUUGAAUAAAGUAGAAAUGUUGUACAGUA
Messenger RNA from Oncorhynchus gorbuscha (pink salmon), 2593 nucleotides. RefSeq names its product glyoxylate reductase/hydroxypyruvate reductase-like. The record is from RefSeq and is a predicted model, not a curated record. Lineage: Eukaryota; Metazoa; Chordata; Actinopteri; Salmoniformes; Salmonidae. The transcript is spliced from 9 exons. Gene Ontology annotation, cellular component: cytosol. The coding region runs from base 159 to 1127 and encodes 322 amino acids. Gene Ontology annotation, molecular function: hydroxypyruvate reductase (NADH) activity; hydroxypyruvate reductase [NAD(P)H] activity; glyoxylate reductase (NADPH) activity.